This is a messenger RNA of Clonostachys rhizophaga, 984 nucleotides long. Lineage: Eukaryota; Fungi; Ascomycota; Sordariomycetes; Hypocreales; Bionectriaceae. The record is from the annotation of a GenBank genome assembly.
AUGGCUCCCAUCCCAAGCACCUCCAAGACCGUCCAGAUCUCCAGCAACGGCGGCGUCGAGGUCCUCGACCUCAACGACGUCCCCAUCCCCAAGCUCGCCGACGGCCAGGUCCUCGUCCGCAACGAGUACAGCGGCGUCAACUUCAUCGACACUUACUUCCGCACGGGCCUCUACUCCUCCGUCUUCCCCUUCACCCUCGGCCGCGAGGCCGCCGGUGAGGUCGUCGCCGCCCACGACUCCGUCAAGGACUUUAGCCCCGGCACCCGCGUCGUGUACAUGGCCAACGGCGCCUACGCCCAGUACACGGUCGUGGACGCCGCCAAGGUCAUCGCCCUCCCCGACGCCCUGCCCAGCGACAAGGCCGCCGCCGCCUACCUCCAGGGCCUCACGGCCUGGACGUUUGUCCGCGAGGCCGGCCAGGUCAAGGCUGGGCAGUGGGUCCUCGUCCACGCCGCCGCGGGAGGGGUCGGCCUGCUCCUCGUGCAGAUGCUGCGCGCCGUGGGCGCAAAGGUCAUCGGCACGGCCAGCACGGAGGAGAAGCAGGCGCUGGCUCGCAAGCACGGGGCCGAGUGGACGAUCAGCUCGCAUGACGACCUCGUUAGCAAGGUGAAGGAGAUCACGGGCGGCCACGGCAUCGACGUCAUCUUUGAUGGUGUCGGCAAGGAUACGUUUGAGGCUGAUCUGGAAAUGAUUGCCGUCAAGGGUAGUCUGAUUUCCUUUGGAAAUGCUUCCGGUGCCGUGCCCCCACUGAACAUUCUCAGACUGGGACCCAAGAACAUUCGCCUGAUGAGGCCCGUGGUCAACCACUACGUUGCUAGCAGGGAGGAUCUCGAGAAGUACAGCUUUGAGCUCUUUGAUCUCAUCACUUCGGGCAAGUUGGAGGUCAACAUCCACGGAGUCUACCCUCUUGCCGAGGUAGCGAGGGCGCACACCGAUCUCGAGGGCAGGAAGACGAGUGGCAAGCUCCUCAUCAAGACCAACUAA